This is a messenger RNA of Vigna unguiculata (cowpea), 609 nucleotides long. RefSeq names its product cold-regulated 413 plasma membrane protein 2-like. Gene Ontology annotation, cellular component: membrane. NCBI's taxonomy places the organism in Eukaryota, Viridiplantae, Streptophyta, Magnoliopsida, Fabales, Fabaceae. The record is from RefSeq and is a predicted model, not a curated record.
AUGCGUAAAAGAUUGCAAGAGUACGUGGAUUUGAAAAGCGAUAAUGUAGUUGAUAACGUAAUCGAUUCCGAUCUAAAUGAGCUGAAGCUUGCGGCCAAGAAGUUCAUCCAUUAUGCAGCCCUGGUAGGGGGCAAAGCCCUUGGCGAUUCUUUCUUUAAAUGGCUCGCUUCCUUCGCUGCGAUUUAUUUACUGAUACUGGAUAGUACAAACUGGAGGACGAAUAUAUUGACGGCGUUAUUAGUGCCUUACAUAUUCUUCAGCUUUCCCGAGUCACUGUUCUCCUUUUUAAGAGGUAAUGUGGGAAAAUGGAUUGCAUUCGUCGCAGUUGUGCUCAGGCUUUUCUUUCCUAGACAUUUCCCUGAUUGGCUUGAAAUUCCUGGCUCAAUGAUUCUUAUUUUGAUAGCAGCGCCCGACAUAUUUGCUAAGAAGUUGAGGAAUAACUGGAUUGGAUUAGCGAUUGAUCUUUUCAUUGGUUGUUACCUACUACAAGAACAUAUAAGGGCUUCUGGGGGAUUCAGAAAUUCUUUCACACAGAAACAUGGAAUAUCAAAUACUAUAGGCAUUCUCCUCCUCAUAGUCUAUCCUAUUUGUGCAUUCAUUCUCCAUUAA